GGAAUAUUUUGUAAAUAAUAUAACCGUGUGAAUUCAAUACGGAUAAAUGGUAAUCGUUACUAGAAGCGCAUAUAAACGAGCCUGUGAGAGCUGCGACAGCAGCGACGUUUCACAGAAAAAUAUUAUGCCGCCAUGGUGUUCGUCAGGAAAAGUUUACGAAAGAAGCAAAUCUAAGAAACUUGCGACGCCGAAGUGGGAGAUGCGAUCCACGUAUCCGUUACGGACAAACAUCUGGGAAUAUCUGUAUGAAGAUAACGUCGAACAAAAGUUCAGUUGCAGCAAUAAAAGGAGACAUAGGAAAUGUAAACAAAAGUCGGUCGAAAGCGAUUCUUGUAGGAAAACAGCUGUCUGGGUGAUUUUGAUACUUGGCGCUGUGGGAAUCUCUGUUUCAGUAUCUGUGUGGAGUACAAACGCGACUCGGGAAGACCUGCCACCUAAGGCCAGGAUAACAUCAUUACCCAAAACGGAGUCCUCGUCAUCAGUGAGCUUCGAAUGCUGCAACAGAAUGAAAUAUUUAUCAGAACAACUAGCGAGAACGGAACAAACUCUCAGGAACACGCUUCGGUCACGAACCCUAAUGUUAGCGUCGCGUACUAAAACUGAACAAAUGGCAACAGUUGCAGAAGCUCAGGACAUUGAUACACGAUACAUAGAAGGUGCGACGGCGUCAAAGGGUAGUGACACAACGGAGUGGGGUGGAAGGGUAGCGCUGUGGGGGGUCGUGCCAUUGUGGCGCGCUGCCCCACCGCCCGACACAGUCCUCGCCUUGCGAAGACCUACGCUGUCCGACUGUUGGCCUUUCAUCGGUUCCUAUGGCGAGAUAAUAAUACGAUUGCGGGGAACACAGAGGGUGCGCUACGUCACCGUGGAACACAUCCACCCAGACACCGCUCGGAGUGCGCCCAAGCAUUUCCUAAUAUACGGCAUACUAGCAAACAACACAUGGAUCAAAAUAGCGAACUCGCAAUAUCGCGCGGAAGGUCCCGCGAAGCAGUUCUUCACACUGGCCUACAAAUACCUUGAAUGGAAGAGUCUGGUGUUCCGCGUGCUAACCAACCAAGGAAACAACAAAUAUACCUGUAUUUAUAGAAUACAUUUGUAUGGAAAUGUUGAUAGUAGCAUAGUUCCCUUGAAUAAAUUAUAA
Messenger RNA from Spodoptera frugiperda (fall armyworm), 1144 nucleotides. It is a transcript of the gene spag4, whose product is annotated as SUN domain-containing protein 3-like. NCBI's taxonomy places the organism in Eukaryota, Metazoa, Arthropoda, Insecta, Lepidoptera, Noctuidae. Gene Ontology annotation, cellular component: nuclear envelope. The coding region runs from base 47 to 1144 and encodes 365 amino acids. The record is from RefSeq and is a predicted model, not a curated record. Gene Ontology annotation, molecular function: protein-membrane adaptor activity. The transcript has 8 exons. Gene Ontology annotation, biological process: nuclear envelope organization.